AACAGAGCAUUUAAGCCACGAACAGAGAGGUUUCUCAUCUCUCUCGUAUCAUUAUGAAUAGCUGGUGCCAAUGUGCAAGAUUGUCGGCGUAUCCUCUUGAUGCAGGGAUUCACGGCCGGAGACAUAUACCGGAAAUCGUAUUCAGUUCAGUAGCGUCCAGGACUUGGUCUAAAUGUGGUGGAAAUCUGAGAAUUAGCAUGAGAGACAGGAGCAAAAAUCGAAAACCCUUGCAGAAGGGGAGAAACCUCAGUAUUGAAGCUAUUCAAGCUGUUCAGGCACUGAAGCGGGUGGCUAGCAAAAACGAUGACUCCGCGGUGGAACAGGUGUUUAAUAGCAAGGUCAGGCGUUUGAUUAAGAAUGAUAUGAUAGCGGUUCUCCGUGAACUUCUCCGCCAGAAUCAAUGCCUCUUAGCUCUUAAGGUUUUCGAGGAAGUUCAGAAGGAGAUAUCCUAUAGGCCGCAGCUCAAACUGUAUGCUGAAAUUGUGUCCUGUUUGGGAAGCAACGGAUUGCUUGAAGAUAUCAACUGUCUUAUCAUGGCAUUGAAAAUGGAAAGUAGUUUAGAACCUCACGUUGAGGGCUUUUAUGCAUUGUUGGAAAGCUUAAUGAAAUUUAAUCUUACGAGGCUUGCACUGGAGGUCUUUUACUUGAUGAAGUUGAGAGGAUGUGAUCCCGAUAAGUUGACCUUUAAACUAUUGAUAAAUGGUUUGGAAUCGAAUGAAGAAACAAAUCUUUCAGAUUUUGUAAGGCAGGAAGCAGAGAAGUAUUAUGGCCAGUCCCUAGAUUUCCUAGAUGAGACUGAAGAGGAGGUACCAAGAUUAAAGACAAUGUACUAAACUAUUUGAUCAGUGGUUAAUAUAUGAUGAAAAGGCAAUUUGA
Molecule: messenger RNA, 876 nt
Organism: Solanum verrucosum
Lineage: Eukaryota; Viridiplantae; Streptophyta; Magnoliopsida; Solanales; Solanaceae
Product: pentatricopeptide repeat-containing protein At1g62350-like
Exons: 2
Coding region: 54-833 (259 amino acids)
Biological process (GO): chloroplast organization; Group II intron splicing
Molecular function (GO): RNA binding; protein binding
Source: RefSeq, a predicted model, not a curated record